Hippocampus comes (tiger tail seahorse) is the source of this 3186-nucleotide messenger RNA. Its product is annotated as WW domain-containing adapter protein with coiled-coil-like. The record is from RefSeq and is a predicted model, not a curated record. NCBI's taxonomy places the organism in Eukaryota, Metazoa, Chordata, Actinopteri, Syngnathiformes, Syngnathidae. Gene Ontology annotation, cellular component: nucleus. The transcript has 13 exons. The coding region runs from base 299 to 1861 and encodes 520 amino acids. Gene Ontology annotation, molecular function: chromatin binding; RNA polymerase II complex binding. Gene Ontology annotation, biological process: regulation of autophagy; positive regulation of TORC1 signaling.
CCUGUGGAAUUCGUCCUCGUCCCCCCCCGUCACUGCUGCGUUCCGCUUAGCGACAUCGACUGAGCCGAGUUUAACGUGUCUAUAUGCCAAAUGAUGCUCACAGGGUGGUUUUAGCUCAACACCACCCGCUAUGUCGCGCUGGUUGUCGGUGCAUUGCUUUUAAAUCUUUGUCCGUCUUAAAGAAAGUGAACCAGGAAGCUUCAGAAAAGAGCCGAGAGGAGAGCAGACAGACCGGAGGCCACGGUUUCCCCCACAUCUCGCUAACACACACAUACGCGCACACAUCACUCCGGCCUUGAUGGUGAUGUAUGCAAGGAAACCAGCAAGAGUCAGUGAUGGGUGCACCGACAGAAGGGAUUCCCAGUCCUAUCAGACCCAUAAAUCUCAGCCAAAGAGCCAGACCAGCAGCCUUCACCGUUACGACAAGGUGCGUGAUGGCCCAUCAGAGUCCACGCCCCCUUAUAAGAUGCUGCGGCGGUCAGAUGAAAGUCCUGUCAGCAAACAGGGAGAUGGCACAGGGCACGGCAAGGCCAAAAUCGCCCACACUGUUCGAGCGAAAAACGGCACCAGCGAAUCUCCUCAUGAGAACUCUCAAAACAACAGUUCCCACCUUGGUGCCGACUCGCAUUCCGUUCAGAGCAAGCCCGCAGAGCGAGACCCAGCCGAUGACUGGACAGAACACAUCAGCUCCUCUGGGAAAAAGUACUACUACAACUGUCGAACUGAAGUCUCUCAGUGGGAGAAGCCCAAAGACCUGUUGGAGAGAGAGCAACGGCAGAAAGACCCGGCCAAGAUGGCGGCCAACAGUUUCCCCAGGGACAUGGACUACAGACAAGAGGCCUUGCAGGACAAAGCUGCGAAGAACACUUCCGGGGACCAGUCAAAUGCGUCCAUUUCCGUUCCCGCAUCCUCUUCCUCUCAGACCCUAAACUCAUCUUCCACCACAUCGACCACAUCCUCGUCGUCCUCUUCCUCCUCCACCGGGCCGUUAAGUCAAAGUGCCCAGUCCUCAUCGCCAGCGCUGCUUCAGGACCCGGCCCUCCUGCGCCAGCUUCUGCCCGCACUUCAAGCUACGCUGCAAAUGAACAACGGCGGGAUGGACAUGGCCAAGCUCAAUGAGGUCUUGGCAGCCGCCGUCACCCAAGCUUCCUUGCGGUCUGUGCUUCAUAAGCUGCUCGCGGCCGGACCCGCUUUCAACAUCACCGCUUUGCUCUCAGCCGCUCAGCACGCCAACCAAGCGCAACACUCCAGUCAGUCACCCGCAUCCCUGACGUCAGACGCCUCGUCGCCACGACCUUACGUGUCACCGCGGAACGGCACGCCGCAGAGCAACCAGAAAAACCUUCUGAGUGUUCACCAGAGCGGCAUUGCGUCUUUACAGACGAGGAGCAACGCAUCUUUAGCUAAACAAGGCGGCGUCCCUCCGGGUCAGACCACAGAAAAGCAUCCCGAAGACCCCAGGACUCUCCAGCAACGGAGCCAGGAGAUUCUCUCCUCUGGGUCAAACGCAGCCGGUGCAACUUUGUCCCAGCCCACUUCCGGCGCAACUAGUCAAAGUCAAUCGGAGGCUCCCAUGUCCUUCACCCCGUCCCUGGCAGCUCAUUUUGAUGAGAAUCUCAUCAAACAUAUUCAAGGAUGGCCUUCCGAGAACACUGAAAAACAGGCGGCCCGGCUGCGGGAGGACAUCCACAACAUGGGCAGCCUGUACAUGUCGGAGCUGUGCACCGAGAUGAAAAACCUUCGCUCCCUGGUCAGAGUCAGCGAAAUUCAGGCCACGCUGAGGGAACAAAGAAUCCUGUUUCUGAGGCAGCAGAGCAAAGAGCUGGACAAGCUGAAGAACCAGAACUCUUACAUGGUCUGAUGGACUCGACGGGGUCGGAUGGCUCACAAUGUCGAGAAAACGGCCCGCCAGACGAGUGCGGCCGCUCUUCCCUGCUUAGUGCCCUCACAAGAGCGAGGCUCUUAGACGGCCGCGGCUUUCCAUGGGGCGACAGUCAUCAUCCUGAACCUGUCUGCCAUCCCCCCCACCCCACCCCUUAUCCCAUCUCCAUGCGAGUCGCUCUGAUUGAAAAGGUGAAACGAUGGCUCACCGAGCCGGACACCGAGGACCUCAGGCUCUUUUCAAACGGCACCUUCUUGGCUCGUGUUUGGCGUAUGGACUUUGUUUUCAGGUGCGUUUACGAGUGUCUCAUGGAUCCAUGGUCUUGUCAGUCACAUCUGCCUUCCAAGCCUCUCACGCGGAUUUUGGUUGAAUACGUCCAAUGAGUCAUGCGUCUGAAAAUGUAUGGCUUCAUUGGCAGUGAUGUUACUCUUGUUUUCUUUUGGGUUGUUUUUUUUUUUUUUUUUUCUCUUCAGAGUAGUCACCAUUCCAUUUAACUUGCAGCUGAUUCUCAUUUCGUGACAUGAGAUGAACCCGACAUUUCUAAAGUUCAAGUGUUGGUAUUUCAAUUCAUGCGGUUCCACUGCAAUGGCAAAAAUCAAGUUAGGAAGUUGUCUCCAGAUUCCUGAUGUUUAAAAGCCAUUUGGUGGGGGGGGCAUACAUUAUUUGGACCUAGUACAGCUGCUAGUAUAAUGAGGUCAAUUUAAUGUGAUUGCUUGAUCAGUUAUGCUUUAGAUUUGCUUUUUUAAAAACUUUUUUGUUUCCCCGAACACGCAAACUGGGGACAAAUGUUUCAUUCCUUUUGUGCUGUCUAGCAAGUGAGUGUAAAAUAGCAAAGUGACUGAAUUAACAGUCAUGUAAAUUAUUGGUGAUUAAGUUUGUGCUUGUUGUCAUACUGCAGAACCUUGUUGGAAAUACGUUUUUUUUUUAAAUUGAAUUUUGCGUUUUUGAUUGAUUUUUCACUUUGUUAUACUGCAGUGGCCGUUGAGUUCAACAAUUUGACUUGCAAGGCUUUUUUUUUGUGACUUUUUUUUUUUAACAAAAUGUUUUUGCUUUAAAUAUAUUCGGUCACUGAACAACUCGGAGCUCACGAACUGCAUUUGUACACACCCAGAAAGCAAUUUAUUUUGUUUUUCAGCCGUUGUCCCUCCCCCUUUUGUUCCGUAGAUUUCACCAGAUUAUGUGGUGCACACUUUUUCUCGAUGGGGCGGGUGGGUCGGGCUGACUGUAGGAGUCGGCGCGUGUGGGGGGUGCCAGGACUUUGUAUUCCGUACAAUAUGAGAUUAAAAUAUAAUACCACACUUAGA